Oryzias latipes (Japanese medaka) is the source of this 1554-nucleotide messenger RNA. RefSeq names its product mitochondrial fission factor a (gene mffa). NCBI's taxonomy places the organism in Eukaryota, Metazoa, Chordata, Actinopteri, Beloniformes, Adrianichthyidae. Gene Ontology annotation, biological process: positive regulation of mitochondrial fission. The record is from RefSeq and is a predicted model, not a curated record. Gene Ontology annotation, cellular component: peroxisome; mitochondrial outer membrane.
AAUGCGCCACUUCCUGUUUAAAGUACAAACCGGAAUCUGGAAAAGAGCAGCUUUCCUCUCUUUUUCAUACGACGAAAUGUUAGAUAGGUUUAGUAUAAAUGAAAAAGUGAUUUAAGCUGUUCAGCCAAAGUCAUAAAUUUGGCUUUUAGGAUUAGAUUCGCAGGUUUUUAGUGGAUAUUGUUCCGUGCAGGAAAACAGUCGCCAAAUGAGUGGAGCAGCAUUUCCCUCCCCAACAGCUGAGAUGGCGCAGAUCAACCGCAUCCAGUACGAGCUGGAGUACACGGAGGGCAUCAGCCAGAAGAUGCGCAUUCCCGAGAUGCUGAAAGUGGCUCCUCAUGGCUCAGAAGACCCCACUGUGGGAAACCGAGAACUACUCCCUAGUGUCAUUAUGCAAGUUCCAGAAAGAAUUGUGAUUUCAGGUCAUUCUGCAGACUCCCAGUUCUCCAGACCCAGAGACCUAGACCUCAUUCAGUCAACGCCUGUAGAAAGUCUGUCGCUCAAAACUCCACCCAGGGUCCUCACCCUCAAUGAGCGGCCUCUGGACUUCAUGGAGGAGGAGCAGCAGCAGCGUGCCGCUCCGGACUGUGACGAGCUGAUCCGCCCCCAAGGGCGCCUGAGGAGGGAACGGUCGGCUAGCGAGAACGCUGCCGCCGCACGCCAUAACAGCCACCUGCCAUCCAAUGAUUCAAUUGCAGCCUCACACCCCCCAGCCACUGUCCAAUGCCCCCCUCCCAGCGUGGCUGAGGAGCUCAACCUGUACAACGCUAGUGGUGUUAUAUCUUUUAUCCAGUCCACCACCCGUCGGGCCUACCAGCAGGUCCUGGAGGUCUUGGAUGAAAACCCAUGCAGCAAACCAUCACUGAGGGGGGGGUCGGCUUCCAGCUCUAACCCCCUGAACGACCCCAGGCUGGGGUUAUCAACAUAUGAAGCUUCUCUGGAAGGGCAGAAUGAAGACCUGACCGUCGUCGAUGCUACAACAAUUCGCCGUCAGCUCAUCAAGCUGAACCGGAGACUCCAACAUCUGGAGGAGGAGAAUAAGGAGAGAGCAAAGCGAGAGAUGAUCAUGUACUCCAUCGCCGCUGCUUUCUGGCUCAUCAAUACCUGGGUGUGGAUGCGGCGUUAGGCGUGGGACAUGACACUGUCGUCGCCAUGGCAGCAAAAUGCAUCUUUCUCUCCUCAGUGUUUCAAAUAUUAGCUACUCGCUGCACUCUGUCUCGGCCUAAGGAGACGUCAGCCUCUCGUUUGCACACGAAGGAUUUGAUUGAGUUUAUUUAAAACAUGUACAGUUUUAUUUUUUUAUUCUUCUCUCAUCCUGUUUGUUGGUUUUUCUUGAUUUCAUCCAAAACUGACUGCUCAAAGCGGAAAAUGUCAUGUAAAUAUUUCUUCAUUGCACUUAAAGGUGUCAGCGCGGCUUCACGUCCAAUCAGUCAGUUUGGUCAUAUUGGAAACUCCAGCUUUAGCGCUGAAAUGUAAAUUCAUGUAGUCUGCAACUCCUUUAUUGAUUGAUUCAGACUCUGAAACUUGAUUCUACUCAGUAAAGCCUUCCUUUAUUGA